Messenger RNA from Fulmarus glacialis (Northern fulmar), 6439 nucleotides. RefSeq names its product marker of proliferation Ki-67 (gene MKI67). NCBI's taxonomy places the organism in Eukaryota, Metazoa, Chordata, Aves, Procellariiformes, Procellariidae. Gene Ontology annotation, cellular component: nucleus; chromosome. The transcript is spliced from 12 exons. The record is from RefSeq and is a predicted model, not a curated record. The annotation marks the transcript as partial. Gene Ontology annotation, biological process: regulation of chromosome segregation; regulation of mitotic nuclear division.
AAUACAUCAAUCUAGUAAAAAGCAAAAUGAAACAUCUCCCUUUAGUAAACUCUAUGAAAAACUGAAACAUGAGUUUAAAGUGAAAAAAACUCUGCAAGAUGGAAAUAUAUCUCAACAAGCUGCAAAAGAAGAUGGUAAGAGUGUUCUGCCAGAACCAAGUGCUCAAAUUUCAUCAUCAAGUUGUGUUUAUGAUCUGGGAAGCCUGACUAAAGAAAAAGAAACAGGCAGAAGUGAAAAGAUUGAAGAAUGUAAAAUAAAAAUAAAGCAAGAAGUAAUCAGUUCAGAAUUUAACCAGAUCUCAGCUGUGGGAAGUGCUACCAAGAAGAGUUUUACCAGAAGUCCUCGAACUCCUGUUUCGAAGGAGAUGUCAAGAGAUACUGGUAAAAGAAGUCACUUGCAGGAUCAUAAAGAACUAAGUACAGCAGGCAAAUCUAAAGGAACUGAAGUUACAACCAAACCCAGUAAGGAGAAUGAUGGAAAUGCAGCAUUUUCACUGAAGCCGUGCUCUAUAGAAUGCUUGGAUUAUGAAGAUAAAAUGAAAAUACACAGCUCUGCGAUAACAGUAGAUAAACUAGCACAAACAACUAACAUGACAAAUGUUUCUGAAGUAGAUAAAUAUGUUCUGUCUAUACCAACGCCCAGAAGGAAGAGUCCUCGGUCUCAUUUCAUAUCGCCUACCAAAGAAACUAGUGGAAUGAAUCCUGUAAAUACUGAUACUCCAACAACUCGACGACGUGUGUCAUUGAAACGUAAGUCUUUUUCAGAAAUUUCAGGUGAAACUCAAAGGGAAGAUUCAGUGUGCAGAAAUGACAGCCUCGAACAACUGCCUUUGGCAGAAAAUAAAUGCUUAAAACAAAGGCAAAAUAGUAAACAACAUACACCAGGAAAACCUGUAAAAGAAGUGCUGAAAGAACUUUGUGAUCAGGCAAACUUUGGUAACUCAAAAGAGGGACAUUCUGAAACUCCUGCCUCUUUUUCUAAUUCCAAGAGCCCUAGAAGAAAUAACAGGCAAAGUAAAGAAUUAUCAAACAAAAGUGUCCAUUCAGAGACACUGGCUUCAGAAGAGUUAAUAGCAGAACUGGCAUCUCCUGCUGGUCAGAAAUCUGACUCUGGAAGAAAAAGGGGUAGGCCAAGGACCUCUGGACUGCUAACUGAAAAAGCAUUGGAUUCAAAUGCCGUUCAAGAACAUCACGGUAAGACUACAGACAGAAAAGACAGUGGAACUAAAGAAGAACAGGCUGUGAAGGGGUAUCAUCAGAUGCAAGAUUCGGAAGAUGCCAGUGUUAUAAGACCUCGUAGAUUGUCAUCAAAGAGAAGGUCUUCUGGAAGUGCUACUGUACUGAAACACAAUGACGCUGUCUCAGAAAUGAACAUUUCUGGCCUGUUGGCUGGAGAAGAAUCAGGCAAGACAAAAAGGAUAUCUCAGAAGAGGAAAAGUGGUGAUUUGUUACUUCAGCCUUUAGGAAAGAGAAAGAGAGUGUCUUUUGGUGGUCAUCUAAGUCCAGAACUUUUUGAUAAAAGUUUGCCUCCCAACUCCCCCCUUAAAAGAGGUGCGAUUCCUGCGAGACUGAGCUUACCGUUUGGAAACUCGCCACGUGCAGUUCUGAAAAAGGCUCAGGGAUUGAAACACUUUGCAGUCCAGGAACUUUCUGAACAUUUGCAGAAAGAAAAAAUGUCACCAAAAAAUUUGCCAACCCAGAAGUCCCCAGCUGCCUCAUCCCCUACCUCUGGGAAGGCAACACCUAAAUUUACUUUAGGCUCUCCAGCAUCUUACACAAAAGGACGUUUCUCUGUUUCUCACGUCACGGCACCAUUACCACUUGCAGAAGAGAAGGAUGCUGUGGCAGAAGACAUGAAUUCAAAGGAGAAAAAUGGUGCACAAGUGAAAACACCUAAAUCUUCUCACAUUAACCAAGAUGGUAAAACAUUUUUAAUGGCUACACCUGACAAAUUAACAAGAAGUGCACAACUUGCUUUGAAGGUCACUCCCAUGAAGAGGAGAAGUGGGGCUGUAGCAGUUAUCAAUGCAAAAAGAAGAAGUGGUGCCUCUAGUGCCAAUUUACUAGAAAGAAAAAUAAAAGGUCAUUUUAGUACAGGUCAUGCAGAGUCACCUGCUACAAUAGUUGUGGGUAGAGCUUAUUCCACCACAGUCAGAACGGCUGGACAGGUCCCUAAAGUGGUAAAAAAUCCUAUCUUGAAGCUAAACAUGAACAUGGACGAAAGCUUCACAGGAAUGACUGAAAUGUUUCAAACUCCAGAAAAUAAGAGUGGAAAAACAUUACCUUUGGCCACUGUUCAGAAGACUGAUUUUACACCAACGUGUACUGCAGUGGAAAUUUCUGAGUUGCACACUCCUGAAGAAUCUGGAGAGAUGAUGGUGUCACCGUUAAAUAGUUCAGAUGCUUCAGAACAGAAACAAGAUAGUCCGGGAAUUUGUCACUUUCUGAGAGAGAAGGAGUCUCUAAAGUCUAUGUUUGAUGCAAUAUCCCCAAAAACUCCUGAAAAAAGAAAAGCUACGCUGGAAGAAAAUAUUAGUGUGGAUGGUUUGUCAAUAAUUCCAGAAAAACAAGCAUCUCGGGUGAAAUCAGGAAGUAAAAGGAGGACUCCAAAGCAGAAGUUGGAGCCUGUUGAGGUCAUGUCAGGCAUCAAGCAGCUUUUAAGGACCCCAGAGCAAAGGUCAGAACCGGUAGAGGCCUUGUCAGGCAUCAAGCAGCUCAUGAAGACCCCGAAGCAAAACUCGGAGCCUGUAGAGGCUUUGUCGGGCAUCAAGCAGCUCAUGAAGACCCCAAAGCAGAAGCCGGAGCCUGCAGAGGCCUUGUCAGGCAUCAAGCAGCUCCUGAGCACACCAGAGGAAAAGUCGGAGCCAGUCGAGGUCCUAUCAGGCAUCAAGCGGCUCAUGAGAACCCCACAGCGGAAGCCAGAGCCAGUCGAGGUCCUAUCAGGCAUCAAGCGGCUCAUGAGAACUCCACAGCGGAAGCCAGAGCCAGCUGAGAUCCUAUCAGGCAUCAAGCGGCUCAUGAGAACCCCACAGCGGAAGCCAGAGCCACUGAAAUACCAACCAGUAGAAGACAUGAUUGGGGUCAGCCGUAUUUUCAAGACACCAAAGGAAAAAGUUGAACCCAUAGAAGAUAUGUUUGGUAUUAGUAGACUCGUGAAGACUCCGAGAGAGAAGUAUCAACCAGUUGAUGAUUUUGUGGGUCUGCAAAGGCUUAUGGCAGAACCCAGGCAGAAAUGUUCUGCUUUUGAAGUGGACUAUGUUGGAGUUACAGAAAUGUUUGAUAUACCAGAGGAAAUUAAGGUCAGAUCAGUAAAUGUAAUGGAUUCUAAGCAAGAACAUACUGCAUCUCCUUGUAUUAAUUCCAGUCAUAUAUAUGAAGACAAAGGAAAUAUUUCACAAGGUGAAGAUUUUCAACAGAAGGAAUCAACUGGUGAAGACCAGUCUACCCACAGACCAACAAGGGGUAGAUCACGGAAGACAGUACAUCCUGCUUCAGCAAAGCAUCAUGAAAAGGAUUUAACUUUAAAAGAAUUGCAAGGUCUGGAAAAAAAGAGCACCCAAGAAGAGAUGGGAGAGAUCAGUACUUCAACUUCGGUAGCUAAAAAUGAAGGAAGAGGAAGGAAAAUAAACCGUUGCAUACAAGAAGAAAUUGUUUCAAAGCACCCUGAUCAGGAAAAAGUUGAAACUGUUUCAUCUGUGGAGCCACAUGGAGCUACUCAAAGACCAGGAAGAGGUAAAAGGAAAGAACCAAAGGAGUUAAAACAUCCAAGUGAGAAUCUUGAGUCUUGUGGCAAAGAUUCUUCAGUGCUACGAAAAGAACUUGCAAAUAUGAAACAGACUUUGCAGGAGUAUGGCAUCAAUGACAUAUUAGAAACUGAAGAUGAUCCAACCAUAAAGAGAGUAAAUGUAUCUAGUAGCAUUCAAAAUGAAAAUUGUCAAAUGGAAACAGGUUUAAAAAAACCUGAAAACAAAUCUAAUGAAGGUGGUGUAGAAGACAGUGAAGAAAUGCUUCUGUCACCUGGGAAGAGGUCUAGAGGAGUAAAAAAAGUAGAAAACACAGAACCACUGAUUCCACCUAAAAGAGGAAGAAGAGCUAGAAAUGACCAAGUUAAACAAACUUCUUCAGAGGACCUUCAUGGGACAACAAGGAAGCUUCGCAAAGACCCAUCAGCAAAGAUGAUACAAAGAAAUGAAGGGGCUUUUGACAAAGAUACUGAGACUGCCACAGCAGAAGAAUCUGAAAAAGAAACUAAACUUGAAAUAAAGAUAACAGAGAAAAGUGUUAAGUCUUUAAGAAGUGCUAGAAAACACUUUACUGAAGUAAAAGCAGACAUUUUAUCUCAGGGAGAUGAAACAGAAAAUGCUCAGGAAAAUGCAACAGAGACAUCUCAAAGAUUAAAGGCAGAGUCACCUUCUGGAGAGACAAACAAAAUGCUGGUUACUGCUCUGAACUUGGAAGCAAACAGAAGUGCAGUACAAGAAACAAACAGAACUAGAAACAGGAGAGGCAAAAAUGAUUCUCUGGAGAAAAAGACUGAUGAGUUUGCCGAAGAUAUAAACAACCUAGAACUAACUACUCCCAAGUUUAAGUCAGAAACAGGAAUAGACAAAUCUUCUCUCAAAGAUUCUUUGAGCUGUGUUUGUGUCAAGAAUACAUGCCAAGUCACGAAGGACCAGAACAACCCACCUGGCACAUCAAUACCUGCUGCAAACAGUGGCAGUCUUGCUCAUAGCCGUCAAAAGCGGACAAGAAAUGAACAGGGAACACUUAAACCAAAGCAAACUGAAAUCCUGCGAGAGAGUCAAGCACGAAACAACGGAACUGCAUGUAGAAGAGGUAGAGGUAGAAAAGUUAAUUUUGAACUUGAAGCCAGUUCCAAAGCGGUUGGAGGAGAAAGGAGUUUACCUGAGGAUGACAAAGGAAUGACUUACAAAGGUGGUCAACAUGAGACUUCAGAAAAUCCUUCUUCACAAGUAAGGAGGAGCAGAAGAAAGCAAGUUGAUUCCAUGCCACAAAUAGCUUGUUCUACCUUUAUGGAAAAACAAAUAUUAAUUGCAGAUCAUAGUAAAGAUGAGGCUUUUGUAAAGGAGCAAGUUUCAGCUGUGGAAGCUACUCCCUCUUCAACAGAAGACAAUCCACUGAGACGAGGGAAAAGACGAGAGGUUGCUGCAGCAUCACAAACAUCUAGAUCUCUUUCUAUCAGAAAAAGAUGUGGGUUGCUAGAAGGUGAUGAUAAAAAGAUGACUGAGAGAGAAGAUCAAAAUCCAGCUUUGGGAAAUAAAACUUUGCAGGCAAAAGCAACUGUCUCGGCAAGGGACAGAAGGAAAAAGAUUGAUCUAGCAGCAGAGGCAAAAAGUUCAUCUUCUCUCCAGAGAAAAUGUGGCUUGUCAGAAACUGAUGAUAAAGAGGAGAGUACUAAUGAAGAACAAAAUAUGCCUUUGGAAGCAGAGUCCUGUGCAAAAGAGAAGCCAUUAGGAAGGGGCAGAAGGAAAGAAACUGCUCUGGUAUCACACACAACUAAUUACAUUUCUCUGAGAGGAAAACGAGGUUUGCCAGCAGAUAAUGGUAGAGAAGAAGCUCCUAAAGAAGAUCAAAAUGUUCCAUUAGAAACUUUUGAUUCAUCUGGAAAACAGGUCUUAUCAAGAGAAAGUGGUAGAAAGAAUAAUUAUGGGGAAGCAAAAAAGCUGAUUUUGGAAAAUUCUACUUCCCAAGAAAAAACGGAUCUUUCAAAAGGGAACUCAAGGCAAAAAAUCACUUCACUGGCUGCUAGUUCCACCUCACUUCGAGGUUUGCCAGAAGAUGGUAAGAAUGAAACUCCUGAAGAACAACUGAGUAUACUUUUGGAAGCAGCUCCAUCUGCAAAAGAAAAUUCAUCAAGAGUGGGCAGAAAGAAAACAAUUUCUUCCAAAUCUGAAGAGACUAGUUCUACUUUUCUCAGGGAAAAACAUGGCUUGCCCAAAGAUAGAGGUCAAAAGAGGAUUCUUAAAGAAGGUGAAGGUGUGUCCCUAGAAAAUAAUUCAUCCCAGGAAAAAACAAGGCAAUUGAGGAAUAAAAGGAAAAAGGUAGAAUUCACAUCAGAGGCAGCUACUUCUAUUCGUAAAAACGGCGACUUGCCAGAAAAUGGUAACACUUUGGAAACUCAAAAUGUGUGUUUGACAUCCACUGGGUCUGAAAAAAAAAAUCGGUCUGGAAAAGAGGUUAACCCUGUACAACAGGCAACUUCCACUUCUCGCAGAAGAAAAUGUCAGUUGCCAGCAGAUGACUUAGCAUCCAAAAAAUUAAAAUCAGAGAAUGAUGAAAAUAGAUCGCUACAAAAAGGAAAAAGAAACAAAGCUAAAGAAGAACUUGGUGAAGAGAAUGUGAGAGCUACUCGGACUGCUGGAGGGAUGGACAGGAAGACAAGAUCAAGCACAAGAACAAGUGCAAGAACAAGACAAUAG